GAUUUUUGUGUCUAUGAUGCUGCUCGACGACAAGCAAAAAGUCUACUCGACUCUCUUUGCCAAGAAAGUAACAGUCGGUGUUUUUCAUUCUCGGUGAGCGCGUCCGGAGGAUACUGUAGCUGUGAAACCCUGCAAUCGGUGAAGAUCACGAUACUAGUUCUUGAGGGUAUAGUUAGUAAUUCCAAUUCGUGA
Molecule: messenger RNA, 192 nt
Organism: Amoebophrya sp. A120
Lineage: Eukaryota; Dinophyceae; Syndiniales; Amoebophryaceae
Source: the annotation of a GenBank genome assembly